GGCAGCCUAUCAGUAUGAAGUUAAUAUCUUAGUAGGCGGUGUGACUUGUGAAUUCCAUGUUUGUUAAUUUUCUGUUUUUCAUAUGUGGCGGUCAAUGACAUCUUAUGAUGAUGAUUUUUGAAGAGCGGAUCUGGGUAUUGUUCAAGCACAAAUGGCAGCACACGUUGACAUACUGGAGUGUGUUCUUUAGUUUCGGGUUGUGCAUCGCAUUUCUGGGACCAACUAUCCUGGACCUGAGGUGUCAAACGCAUUCCACUCUUCAGCAGAUCACCUGGGUCUUCUUCUCCCAGCAGUUCUUACUCCUAAUUGGCAGCUGCCUUGGAGGACUUCUCAAGAGAACGCAGCUCUACUCCCUCACGUCUCUCUUUCUCUCCACUCUCCUCAUUUCCUUGGUGUUCGCAUUCAUUCCCCUCUGUAACAAUGUGGCCAUGCUGGCCGUCGCCAUGGCAAUCGCUGGCACGGCAAUGGGGGUGAUUGACACCAUCGCAAACCUCCAGCUGGUGAAACUUUAUCAGAAGGAUUCGGCUGUAUUCCUACAGGUCUUGCAUUUCUUCAUUGGACUGGGAGCAUUGGUCAGCCCCCUGGUUGCGGAUCCCUUCCUGGCAGAUGAUAAUUGUGUCAAGAAUGGGACAGAAACCUCCUCCAACCUCCAUCACCUCCGUAACUCACUGGCCGGGAAGGGGACCGUUCUGCACAAUGUGUCCCACUACAACCUGCACACACAGGGCAUGGUCACCACCAACAUCUCCUACGCUUUCUGGAUAAUGGCUCUUAUAAAUCUAACCGUUCCUGUAGCCGUGUGUGUGUUGAUGUACCGUGAGCGGAUGUUCCCCUGCUUGAGCUACAGCCCUCGUCUGCUGGAGCCAGACCCCCGGGCCAGUAGGACCCACCCAGAGACGAGCCCUGCAGACACGGAUCAGGACCACAGGGACAUGUUUAACUGCUGUAACCGUAGCAACCUGCAGGAUCGUCCUCCUUCUUUCUUCAUCCUCCAUGGUUUGGGCGGAGCUGUCCUUUUCAUCACAGACGGCAUCAUUGGUUCCUUUGCAGGAUUUGUCUACACAUAUGCAGUGUCCUCUCCCCUGUCUCUGCACCAUAAGACAGCAGGCUGUCUCCCCAGCGUGUUCUGGGCCUCCAUCACUGCUGGCAGACUGGCGUCGAUAUACCUGUCCUACAGAUACACUGCUGUGAAGCUGCUGUCUGUCAGUCUGGGUGGGGUGGUCAUUGUGCAGUCUAUGCUGCUGAUGCUUCACUCCAGCACUGUGUUCCUCUUCCUGGGGACAUGUUUGCUGGGCCUGUGUAUCAGCAGUGUGUUCCCGUGUAUGCUCGCGCUCACAGAAGACAUACUGGACUAUAAAGGUUGUGCCACCACAGUCCUGGUGACCAGUGCUAGCACAGGAGAGAUGGUGCUGCAGGUGCUAGUGGGAUUGGUGAUCAACAGCCAAGGCAGCUACAGUUUCCCACUGUCUGGUAUGAUCGCAGCCUUCAUUGGAUUUUCUUUCUUCCUCCUCUUCCUCUACUGCCGACAUGUGUACAGGAACUACCACACAGAUCCCUCUAAAACAUCCCCAUGACAGAAGAUCAGAAAUGGACACGUGAGGCAGUGACACAGGGGUGAAGUUGAAGACAGAGACCACAAACAGUUCAGCUAACAGUCACAAGGCAUAAGCCCGUAGCCAUGGGGAUCCAGUUCCCCUGUGUGGGACCCACUAUGCUCGGGUCCAAGAGGGAGAAGUAUUGGUGGGGACUAGGACACUGCUGGAGAGUCUGGUGGACAGUCCCAUCCUGUAGUACAGGCCUUUGAUCAAAAAUAGCCUCACCUGGGUCUGUCUGCACACUCAUUAUUGGAGUGUAGGGGAACCAGGUGUAAAAAAAAAACACAAUAUGAACUUAUUAACAAAGUGUAGUAAAUGUUGACCGUGUGUAGCUGUAACUGUCUAC
Molecule: messenger RNA, 1941 nt
Organism: Hypomesus transpacificus
Lineage: Eukaryota; Metazoa; Chordata; Actinopteri; Osmeriformes; Osmeridae
Gene: slc60a1a
Product: major facilitator superfamily domain containing 4Aa
Exons: 10
Coding region: 105-1574 (489 amino acids)
Source: RefSeq, a predicted model, not a curated record